Messenger RNA from Alternaria incomplexa, 732 nucleotides. RefSeq lists its product as uncharacterized. Lineage: Eukaryota; Fungi; Ascomycota; Dothideomycetes; Pleosporales; Pleosporaceae. The record is from RefSeq and is a predicted model, not a curated record. Gene Ontology annotation, molecular function: carbon-sulfur lyase activity. Bases 1 to 732 code for a protein of 243 amino acids. The transcript is spliced from 2 exons.
AUGUCCACGCUCCUUACAGCCCCGCUCUACUGCUAUGCCUGCCACUGUAUGGACUGCCAGAAACAGACGGGUAGCGCCUUCUACCUGAGUCUGAACAUCGAACUCUACAACAUCCAGAUACUGUCUCCGACGAAGCCUUCGUUCCUGAGCCGAGAAGUUAAACCCGGCCUUGUCGAUCGGUAUGCCGAGUGUCCGCAAUGCCAUGUCCAGCUUUGGGCUAGUAACCACCUGGGUGAUGCAGUCGUUGAGCUGAGAGUUGGCACACUGGACUUCCCGUCGCUCAUGGAGCCGGAUAUACACAUUCACGUGGAGAGUAAGCUAGACUGGGUGACUUUGCCGGAGGGCGCGAAGACGGCGCAAAGAGGCCAUGAUUACAAGAAGUCGUGGCCGAAGAGCAGUCUAAAGAGAUUGGACAUGUGUUGGAAGCGCGCAGAAGAGGUGAAGAGGCGGAGGGCUGCUGCAAUGAAGGAGAGUGAGAUUGAGGGCACUGCUGUGGGCGACGAGACUGCGGAUGGGGUCGUGGCGGUUGAGGGAAGUGGAGAGGGCGACAAGACGCCAACCGCAGGAGACAUCGGUGGCGGUGAGGAUGAUGAAGCUGAAGAGCAGAGAUUCCGGGAGACUGAGAAGGCGUUGCUGGAGCGGUUGGAACGAUUGAGUCUCAAGCUGCAGAAUGAGGAAGGCACGAAAAAGGUGGUGGAGACUUGUCUUGAAGACUCGAAGAAGAGUCCAUAA